Messenger RNA from Aphis gossypii (cotton aphid), 2406 nucleotides. Its product is annotated as pre-piRNA 3'-exonuclease trimmer-like. Gene Ontology annotation, cellular component: cytoplasm; endoplasmic reticulum. NCBI's taxonomy places the organism in Eukaryota, Metazoa, Arthropoda, Insecta, Hemiptera, Aphididae. Gene Ontology annotation, biological process: nuclear-transcribed mRNA poly(A) tail shortening. Bases 327 to 1931 code for a protein of 534 amino acids. Gene Ontology annotation, molecular function: poly(A)-specific ribonuclease activity; RNA binding. The transcript has 13 exons. The record is from RefSeq and is a predicted model, not a curated record.
AAUAUCAUGAAUAUUAGAGUAGUUAAAGAGUAAUAGUUUCACGAAACAUAAUAAAUAUAUUCAAUAUUUAUAUAAUAUCAACUGUGCUCGUAAUUAACUUUAGAAUAAGUUAAUCGGACAACAUUUUAAAUUUUACAGUACAGUUACUACAGUUUAAAAUAUAAAUCAAAUUAAUAGCUAUUAUAUUUAUAAGUUUAGAAUUUAUAUAGGUAAUAAUACAUAUAAGAAUAGGUUUUUCCCGAUGUCUGAUAUUAAUUAGAAUCUAAUAUCUAUAUUCAUUAUUUUUAAUAUUUUUUAAAUUUUAUUUUACAUUAAAAUUUUUAAAUAUGUGUGAGAUUACUUCUGAGAAUUUUUAUUCCAAAUUACCAGUCAUCGAAGACGCAAUCAAAGAAUCUGCUUUUAUUAGCUUAGAUAUGGAAUUUUCCAAACUAUAUGACAAUGUAUCAAAACCAUUUAGUUUCUUUGAUACAACAGAAGAACGAUACAAAAAAUUGCGCCAACAAGUAUCUGAUAUAACCUGUAUACAGUUAGGUUUAGCCAUUUAUGUUUAUGAUGCUAAUAACAGAACAUUUGGCGUGAGCACUUACUCAUUUUAUACCUACCCUACGACAUUUUAUAAAUCUGAUAGUGUGGUUAAUUUUCAAACAUCAUGCAUUGAAUUUUUAUCUAAAUUUAAUUUUGAUUUUAAUAAGUUGUUUCAUAGCAGAGUACCAUAUUUAACUAAUGAACAGGAAUUGAAAAUUAAAUCAGAUAUGUUGGAUGAAUUAUUUUUUGACAAAUAUUUUGAAACUAAUUUAAAAUUUCGUACCAUUGAAGAAGAAUUAAUGAAAAUAUUAAAAAUUGUUUCCGAAUGGUAUGAUACAGCCAAUUAUGGAGAUCAGACAUUUUUAGAAAUAAAUGGAUGUAAUGAACCUGCAUAUAUUAUCUUGAUGCAAUAUUAUAUUUUGAAAAAGUUAAAAUAUAUACUCAUAGAUGAAAACCAAUUAGGAUUAAAUAUUACAAAAAUUAAAGGUAAUAUUAACUCAGAAACAUUAAACAGUGCAAUUACCGAAAAUUUAAAACUGAGUUUAUUAAAUAAAAUGAUGGGUAUCAAACAUUUAAUAAACCUAAUAUCAAAAUUGAAGAAACCAAUAAUUGGGCAUAACUGUUCUUUAGAUAUUUUAAUUUUAUACAAUCAAUUUUUCACACCUCUACCUGAAAACUUAAAAGAUUUUCAAAAUUUUAUAUUUAACAAUUUUGGUCCAAUUUAUGAUACUAAAUUAUUAUGUAAGGAAGUUAAACGCAUAGUAUCUACAAAUGAUAAGUGGAUGGGAAGUUCUCUAUCAGAAAUAUAUUCAUAUUUAAAAGAUGGAGAAGGCAAAAGAUAUUCAAAUACUAUAAGUAUUCAAUUGAUUGGUAUUGAAGAACCGCAAGAUAUGAAAUUGCAUCAUGCUGGAUGGGAUGCCUAUUACACUGGUUAUUGUUUUGUUAAAAUGAUUCACAUUAUUAAAAGCUUUUCUUGUAAAAAUGAAAAAACAAAUUUAAGAUAUACCUUAACAGAACUUUUCAAAUCAAUAGAAUUUUCUAAAAACAAGUUAUUCACAAGUCGAUCAAUAUCAAAUAUUUUGGAUUUAGAAACCAAUGAACAUAAUAAUCAGACAAAUUAUUUAAUUAUUCAGAACAAAGGAACUUUUUACAAAGCUUUGGAUUUAAAAAAACUUAAAUAUGAUCUCAAACAAAUUUGUAAUUUUGAUAUAAAAUUACUUUCAAGCUAUACUGCAUUGGUUGCCUUCCCUUACAUGCAUAGCCGUCUUAUUUAUGCACUAAAAACAAACUACAAUGUGGAAAAUUAUACAAUUUAUCAAAAGAAAAAAAGAAACAAACAAAUUAUUGGGUUCAGUUUAGUUAUGAUAACUGUUAGUGUAACAAUUAUAAAAUAUUUAAGGAAAUAAUUAAGAUAUAAACAAAUUUUUAUACUCAUUCAAAAACACUAAAAGCAUAAUAUAUUAAAUAAAAGAAGCAUUAAAGUUCACACUCAUUGCAAGGUUGAAGUUAAAAUACAGCCAGAUUCAAUUUAUCGUUACAAAGGAAGACAAUAGCAUUUUAUGCUAACUCUGCUAUAUGACCAGUAUGUUAUGUCAGAAAAGAAUACUUCAUAAAAAUCCCAGCUCUUCUUUCUUUUAGUUUAUGUCCAGGUAAGGACUAUUUUUCAAGUACAGUAGAACUCUGAUUAUCCAGACUAAUUAAUGUCAAGGGUGGUCCGGAUGAUUGACAUGGCAUAUCAAAAGUUAUAUAAUUGUAUGUACGACAUAUGUAUUUAUUAUAAUAUUUAACUGAAACAAAACAAACUUUAAUUAUAAUAUGUGACAUAUUUUAAAAUAAAAAAAAACUGACUUGGCACUUAAUUUUUUUUUCUCGUCCGAUCGA